Molecule: messenger RNA, 2661 nt
Organism: Coregonus sp. 'balchen'
Lineage: Eukaryota; Metazoa; Chordata; Actinopteri; Salmoniformes; Salmonidae
Source: the annotation of a GenBank genome assembly
AUGGGCGAGAAAGUCGACUCGAGUCGAUCGAGUCCGGUGGAAGGCUGUCUGGUGGACGGGGAGAGCAAAAACCUCAGCGUGCUCAACUGGGAACAAGUGCAGCGCCUGGAUGUCAUCCUGGCUGGGUCCAUCCCCAUCCACGGCCGCUGGAACUUCCCCACCCUGGAGAUAAAACCGCGGGACAUCGUCAAAGUGGUCCGGUGUCGCAUGGAGGAGAAACGGAUACAUGUCCGGGAGGUCCGCCUGAACGGUUCCGCGGCCAGCCAUGUUCUCCAUGAGGACAGCGGGUUGGGAUGGAAGGAUCUGGACUUGAUAUUCUGUGCUGACCUGAAAGGCGAGAUGGAGUUCCAGACGGUGAAGGAUAUAGUUCUGGACGCUCUGCUAGACUUCUUACCCGAGGGAGUGAACAAGGAGAAGAUAACGCCAGUGACCUUAAAGGUAAUAUAACUUUUAUUUUCACUUGACAUGAUCAUUUGACAUUCAUAAUGCAGGUUUAUGUAGUUUAUUACGCACCAAUUUAGGUGCGCAAAUGUUUCUAUAUUCAUUGCAAGCGUCGUAUCAAGACUUGGAUUCUAAUGCAACCAGUGAAAGUUAUGCUCAAGUAUGAGAAUGCAUUACGAUUACACAUUACUUUCAUAUCUUCAUUCCCUCUCAAUGUGCUUACUGCAACACAUUAUGCACCCUACAACAGCCUAUAAAUUACAGUUAUGCAAAUCCACACAGUAUCAACAUGACUUAUUUGCAGUAUGGUGCAUUCUGCCCUGCAUUCUAAGCUGCAUGGUGAUAGAGCUGCAGAUAGUACAAACGGUGGUUUCCACUACAAAGAGGAUUCACACUAAUCCAAUCGGAAGGGGAUCCGCAUUAAUGGUCGCUUCUCAGUUACCUAGAUACGUAUUUACCCAUUACCCAGCGCUGUGAGGAUUACCCUCCCUUCAAUGCAAAACAUAUAGAUUAAUUGAAUAUUGAACAGAAAGUGAAAAUGACACCAAUAAAUCAUCUAUCACGUUCAAAUGAACCCCUGACUUACGUUAUUUCUUAAUAUACUCCCCCUGUUAUUUUAUUUAUUUAACUUGGCAAGUCAGUUAAGAGCAAAUUCUUAUUUACAAUGGCCUACCCCGGCCAAACGUGUGCCGUCCUACGGAACUCCCAAUCACUACCGGAUUGUGAUACAGCCUGGAAUCUAACCAGGGUCUGAAGUGUCGCCUUUAGCACUGAGAUGCAGUGCCUUAGACCGCUGAGCCACUCGGAAGCCCAUUGCCAAACUUAGAUACAGAGGAUAAUACAUGUAUUGAGAAUAAAUGCAGAAAUGGACCACAAUACAUAAUAAACACUUUAAUCUAUUAACAUGUUUGGUUAAAUUAUGAUAUAUAUGCUGAUAAUGCUAUACAAUUAAACAUUUAAUUUAUGUAUUUAAUGUACAGGUGUAGGAUCUUAAUUUGAUCACCCUGUUGCAGGAGAACUUUCCUGCAAUGUGGGACAUUUUAAAUGUGUAGUGGAAUUGAGGUUUAAAAAGGCUUCUGAAGUUUGAAAUUUCCACUUUGAAAUGACUUGGUUUUCCCUUACAAAAAAUGUAUCAACCCCUACAAUAAUGUCCAUUAAUUAUAAUCCACAUAAUAAUUCAAAUGUCCUGUUGCUGCAGGAUUAUUUUCCUUCUGUAGCAAACUGGCUCAAAUUAAAAUCCUACAUCUGUAUCUAAUCAUUCAUUUAUUAAUGACCUAUUACCAUAGACAAAAACAUGUAGAUAAGACAUGUUUUCUUAUGUCUGUGUUGUGUUUUCAGGAGGCCUAUGUGCAGAAGAUGGUGAAAGUAUGUAAUGACUCAGACCGCUGGAGCCUCAUCUCCCUCUCCAACAACAAAGGCAAGAAUGUGGAGCUCAAGUUUGUGGACUCUCUGCGUCGCCAGUUUGAGUUCAGUGUAGACUCCUUCCAGAUUCGCCUGGACUCCCUCCUCCUCUUCUACGAGUGCUCCGAGCACCCCAUGGCUGACACCUUCCACCCCACCAUCCUGGGAGAAAGCGUCUACGGCGAUUUCCCCGCCGCCCUCGACCAUCUACGCAAACGCCUCAUCUGCACGAGGAACCCUGAGGAGAUUCGUGGUGGUGGUCUUCUGAAAUACUGCCAUCUGCUGGUUCGGGGUUUCUGCGCCGCUUCUGGAACCGAAAUGAAACAUCUGCAACGCUACAUGUGCUCCAGGUUCUUCAUAGACUUCCCAGAGGUGGGUGAGCAGAGGAGGAAGCUGGAAUCCUACCUCCAGAACCACUUUGUGGGUCUCGAAGAUAGGAAAUACGACUAUCUAGCCACUCUGCAUGGGGUAGUGCAGGAGAGCACGGUGUGCCUGAUGGGCCACGAGAGGAGACAGACACUGGGCCUCAUCUCCUCCCUGGCCCUUCGGGUUCUUGCCGAGCAGAACGUCAUCCCCAACACGGCCAACGUCACCUGCUACUACCAGCCUGCCCCUUAUGUGGCCGACAGCAACUUCAGCAACUACUAUGUGGCCCAGGUGCAGACUGUUUACCCUCACUACCCCCCUCCGCAGUACCCCCCUCAACAGUACCACCAUCAACAGUACCCCCCUCAGCAAUACCCCCCUCAGCAAUACCCCCCUCCACACCAACCGCCUCCCAACCACCCCAUGUACACUGCAUGGAUGCCCUGCAACUGA